AUGAAUGUGAAAAAAGUGUUGGAAUAUACAAAGCAGAAGUUGCAGAUAUUCGAGGCAGGAAACGAUACUUACGUGAAAUGGCAAUUAUCCGCUUCUUCAUCUUUAACAGUGGAUCUUGCAUACGAAUCCGUUCCGCCUCUAGUCCAAGAAUCCUUUGUACGAGACCUUCCUAUAUACCACUUUAGUGCAGCAGCUUACAAAGGAGCACCAGCUGAGGUUCUACUGGUCGCUCCGGGAGCAUCACUCUCAGUUUCUCGGAAGAAGACCGGUGAGGAGAGCAGCAUGGCCAGCUCAUGCCAGCAUGCCGCUCUGGUCGCCGCGCCACUGAAGUGGACAGCCGCAGUCGCGUCCGAGUUCGUUCAGCGAGUCAAUCGCGUUGUGGUCAGCGUAUGCAAGGUCACCAUAAACGUGUCUACCAUAAAUAACGUCAAUUGUUCGUUGACAUCAGAAACUGGAGUAAUCUUAACGCUUAACGUUAUCGAGCUAUCUAAUCCAAAUGAUCUCAAAUUGGCGCUCAAGCAACGAUCAGAAGCAGGCGCCUACAUCUUGGAAUGCUGGUUCAUACGUAGAGACCAACAGACUUUCGAAAAAGCUACGUACGGUAACAAGGCGGUAGCGGUCAAUUACACUUCUUUGGUCGAGAUCGGACAUGGAACCGUCGCGAUACCCUGUCGAGCAAAAGCGAUCAUUGCGGAAGCAAAUUUCAAGCGUCCUCUACCACAGAAGUUUCUCGAGGAAACUGAUCAACAUAGUUUCUGCUACAUUGAAAACUCCACAUAUCCCGGGAGUUUUAUAAACUUGACCAUGACAUGCUUCCUUGACAACAUAACUUUGAGUCAUGAUGCGGAUGCUUAUUUUGUUCGUUCCCCGGUGCUACUCAACACCACACUUCAAAAGCAAGUUCCCAUAAGGCUCCAAAUGGCAUGCGUUUCGACCACGGCACUAUCACCCGUAUCGAAUGCAUCGCUUUUGGAAGCGACUCUCACUCGAGAUCUCCUUGGGAUUGUCAUCAAAAGCAAAUCAUUUGACACUUUUCCUGUGGGACUCGUUUCAUGCCGUCAGGUGAUUACCGACGAUAUCGCUCUUGGUGAUGGAGCUGUAUGUAUCGCAGACGGAAACAACGUAGCCGUUCAAUUUGGUGAAGAACCCAGCGUUGGAGUUGGGGAUACAAUUGCUGUGCUAGGACAAAAAAUUGAAGUAAAGAAACAGGACGGGAUGGUCCACCCAAAUUUCACCAUUUUCGCACCCUCCAAAGUGAUGACGUGCAUGCAAACUGUUACCGUGGAAAUGAAACAAAUUACUGGUAAUGGAAGACGUGAUUUGAACUACAAAUGGCAAACGAAGAACGCAACAGCGGCAAUGUCAGCUCUCUUGGAAAAAGAGUCUGGUCGAACGCUGUCAUUUCCAUCUAAACUGCUAGCCUCCGAAGCUGUAAUCGUUGUCACGGCUUGCAACUUUGUGAAUGAGUGUACGACUAGCGAAGAUAUCACUCUGCAACCCGUGGCAGCAGCGGCGACACUGUCGCUCUCUCUCGGCGGUAGUUUAGGAUUGCGAACUUUAACACCCUCAAUGGCUGUUCGUCUUCGAGCACUUCCAGAACUCACACGAUGCAAUUUCUCGCUUACAGUAGUCCCAAAUGAUGCUCAGUAUAACUGGUACUUGGAUCACAUUUUCGUGACAAACGAUGACAGCUACCGUAUCCCGGCCUUCACGUAUGAACCAGGAGAUUCUGUCGAAGUCAGAAUUGAAGUGAACUACAAAGACCCGUUGAGCAGUCAACAUCUCAGCGCAACCACUGAGGAGACAUUAGUGUACGUGGCAGAAAAGCUGGUCACUACAGUCGACGCCAUAUCACGGUCAAUCGCUAGUGAUGCCGUCGUCGUCCUCGAUGCAUGCGAACUACCUACUGGCGUAGACAAAAGAUCCGCCUACUUGCGCAUACCUCCGCGAAUACUAAAUCUUGGAAUGAGUUUCAACUUUACGGAUACCGUCCGUGCGCAGAACUUGAGCGAUGCGAUGUGGUCUAUGGUAACAAUAGAUCAACCAAGACUUCCUCAAAUCAGAUUUUCACCUCUUGCUACCGACAAAUUCAGUCCAAGUGACUAUGUCAGAUUUCCUACGUGGACUGGUCUGUUAGCUGGGAUGCAGUACAAUAUUAGACUGACAGCUUACUCAAGAGAAGGAAGCUCGUUUGCUGAUGUGCGGGUAAAUGUAGAUGCCCCACCAACUGUUGGAACAAUCGAGGUGGUUCCUGCAGAAGGUGCAGUAGCGCUAACAACUCAGAUAGAAUUUCGAGUUGGUGACGGUUGGAUGGACGAAGACCAACCACUGGAAUACCGCUUUGGGCUCAAAGUUCUGCUUAUAGACAAUAGCACCCAGACCCAGCUGGACAACCCGUCAUGUGGAAGUCGUACAGGUUUCCAAGCAAUCUUGGAAGUUUGCGAUCACUAUCAGUCGUGCUCGAUGGCAGAGUCUGCAGUGUUUGAAGUUCUGCCACCGACAAACCUUUCCGUAGCAAUUGUUGACAUGGUCGCUGCCAUCAAUUCGGACAUCGGCAAUGGCAAUGUGUUCUCCGCACUGAGCAACAUGUACGCUUUGGAUGUUCAAAAAUGCGAGGAGGACUUGGAUGUUGUGACAGCAGAUAAAAUCACAUCGAAGCUACUUCUUACACUCGACGAGAGCAGUGACUCCAGCGAUUACAAGGAAGUACUUGCGUCAGCUUCACGUCUCAUGAAUGUCGUGACAACACCGGUACUUCAAGGACUAACACUAGUGCUCGAGCAUUACCGCAAACUGAUAGGGCUGUCUUCUGUGCCUUCGGCAACACGUUCGAAGCGAGCAGUCACUACGAAAACUGCUUCCGACGAGCAGGAGGCCAGUGAUAUGCUGAAUAUGUAUGAUUUGCUACUGGAGAAGAAUCAGCCUAUCGUUGAAGUAUAUCUUCUGAACAUCAGAGAUUUUCUUAGCACGUUUUGUAUCCAGCUGGACUCCAGUUCAUCAAGAAUCAUGAAUGCCCAGGGUAGUGGACAUACGACCAUCCAAGCUCAAAGUCUCGUGCCAGGAUCGACUAAUUUUUCAUCAUCCUUAUAUACUAUAGCUGGGAAUAGUGAGAAAGUGAUAGGAUUUUCCACGGAGUUCCGUGCUCGCUUUACCUCAUGGCAUUGCGGUCCAUCGUUGGUUGUCUGCCAAAACAUCUGUCUGGCGUCAUCGCAGAUAAAAAUGCUUGCUGUACUCAAGAAUGAUCAGUUGAUGGAGCGGCUUUUCGGGAAUAGCUAUGAAGCAAUAUCAGUAAACAAAAGCGUUUCACAGCUGUAUCAGAUCUAUUUUAUGGACCCAUUAAGCGGUGAUAGUGUGGGGCUGCCUCCCAACAUCAUACAGUACUCCGUUCACGUACCACUGACUACCUAUCAACCAUCUAAUUACUACGCUUGCUUGAUGUUCGAUGGAAGAUUAUGGCAAGAAACAAAAUGCCUGGCAAGCAGUUUUGCGAAGCAAAUUAACAAUGGUAAUUAUAUCCGGUGUGACUGCUCAACAAGCGGUAUGCUCAGUGUUUUUACUACAGCGGCCCCCGUACCCAUGAACAUUCCCGAUCACAACGAGAUUCGACUGACAUUCCUGCUGAGCAGCGGUGCCGUGCCAACUUCGAGUCAGCGGGACCAAUUCGUGUCUCGGCUUGUUACGUCCAGUCAUGUGGAUCAGCGCCGUUUUGUGAAUCCUGCAUCUGUUGCUGCGACAGCGAAUUCUUCAGAAAUAUCACUCAUUUUACGUCCGCCAUUUCUCCUGUCACAAAUGACAAAUGGUUACGCUGUGCAAGCUAUUCAGCGAGCUGUCCACAUCGACAGUGGAUUCAAGGCCUAUGAUUCCGUGGCUGUAGUCAAAUCAAUGUAUACGAUCAUUAACAGAACCCUAAACGGGGACGGAAAUGCCCGUAAAGUGAUAAUGACUAUUGAUCGUUCCUUCCAAACCGUCGUCGGAAAUGACACCGCAGCCAUGGCCAGCAAAUGGACCGAAUCAAUGGCAAAUAUGCUUCGAAUCUCAACCUAUAGAUUCAAAAAUGCUCGGAUCUACAUGGGCAUUGUUUUCAAUUUUACGAUAACUUUACCCUUUGAGGAUGAAAAGACUCCAUUAUCUGCUGAGGAGAUCUCAUUGAUGUUGAUGGAAUGUUCAAAUUAUGGAGAGUUAGAUUUGCAGUCAAACCAAGGAGAGACCCUGCCCGUGGGAACAAUCACGAGCAAUAAUAUCGUGGAACUCAUAGUGAAUAGACAAUGGAAUACUCUCGUACUUGUGCUGGUUAUCGUGAUAUCGACCAUAUUAGCCUUUGCAUCGUUGUAUGUGAGUGGAGCUAUUGCAGUGAAAGUCAGGACAGAUAGACUUAUCGAAGAGGAACGCCAACGCAUAGUCCAAAUCGAGCACUCCCAACCGAGUGUGCCACCACCGCAGUAUACUCAGGCUGUUGCUUCAGCACCCUCGCUCAGUGAGAGAUACCCCGACCAUCGUAUACGGAACGUUGCCAGAGCGCAUCACGCCUAG
This is a messenger RNA of Cylicocyclus nassatus, 4530 nucleotides long. NCBI's taxonomy places the organism in Eukaryota, Metazoa, Nematoda, Chromadorea, Rhabditida, Strongylidae. The record is from the annotation of a GenBank genome assembly.